AUGCUUUCUUUCAAAACAACAGCAACUAAAUUUAAUAUAUACUCAAAAUUUUUAAAAACACCAAACAAUUUAUAUAAAUCACAAUUUAUAAUUGGAAAUAAUUUUAAAAGAACUUUUUCAACUGAACCACAAAAACCAAUUGACAAUGAUUUAAAUAAUCAAAAAAAUAAUAAUCAACAUAAUUAUAAUAAUAAUAAUAAUAAUAAUAACAACAGUAAUAAAGAUAAUAGUAAUAGUAAUAAUAAUAAUAAUAAUAAUAAAAAAAAUAAGUUAGUACCAGCUUUAAUAUUUACAGGAGUAACUGUAGCUGCUAUAUAUGUCACUCUUGAUGCACUUGGAUAUAACAAGGUUGAUUUAUUUAAGAGAAUACCAUUUCGUGUUACAUCAAAUUUAUGGGGUAAACUAGCAUCAAUUGAAAUACCAAAAUCAAUGAGAUCACCAAUUUAUAAGAGUUAUGCAAAACUUUUUGGUGUUAUAAUCGAUGAAGCAGAGAAACCAAUCGAAGAAUACCCAACAAUGGGUGAUUUCUUUGCAAGAAGAUUAAAACCAACAGCAAGACCAAUUGAUGAGAAAGCCGAUAUGGUGUCACCAGUGGAUGGCACUGUAAUUUAUCAUGGUAAGGUUGAUAUCAAUAAUACACUGGAACAAGUUAAAGGUUUAACCUACACAUUGGAUCAAUUCUUAGGUCCUGAUGAAAUUGCAAAAUUAAAAGGAAAGAAUCUCUAUCACAUUGGUUUAUAUUUAUCACCUGGCGAUUACCAUGGUAUUCAUUCACCAAUCGAUUGGAAAAUUGAAAAUCGUUAUCAUUUCCCUGGUUACCUAUUCCCUGUCGCUAAAGUUGCCGUAGAUAAUAUUCCUGGAUUAUUCGCAAUGAAUGAACGUGUUGUACUCACUGGUAAUUGGAAGUAUGGCUUCUAUUCAUUAACACCAGUUGGCGCUUCAAAUGUUGGUACCAUCGUUAUGGAUUUCGAUAAAGAACUCUCAACAAAUGAUCAAUCUCAUAAAUAUCAUAAAAAUGAAUUCUUUAAAAAACAAUACCCUUCAUCAAUCAACUCUUCAAAAGGUAGUGAAUUAGCUUUCUUUAGAAUGGGUUCAACUGUUAUCAUGAUUUUUGAAGUACCACAAAAUAAAAAAUUCGAUUUCAAUAUUAAUCCUGGUCAACAUGUUAAAUUAGGUCAAUCAAUGGGUAAAUUGAAUUAA
This is a messenger RNA of Dictyostelium discoideum AX4, 1200 nucleotides long. RefSeq names its product phosphatidylserine decarboxylase. Bases 1 to 1200 code for a protein of 399 amino acids. The transcript has 2 exons. Gene Ontology annotation, biological process: phospholipid biosynthetic process; phosphatidylethanolamine biosynthetic process. The record is from RefSeq and is a predicted model, not a curated record. Gene Ontology annotation, molecular function: phosphatidylserine decarboxylase activity. Lineage: Eukaryota; Evosea; Eumycetozoa; Dictyosteliales; Dictyosteliaceae.